This is a messenger RNA of Lepisosteus oculatus (spotted gar), 1770 nucleotides long. NCBI's taxonomy places the organism in Eukaryota, Metazoa, Chordata, Actinopteri, Semionotiformes, Lepisosteidae. The record is from RefSeq and is a predicted model, not a curated record.
AAGGUCAGAUAAAACGCAAAUCGGAAGCAUGGACUGAAAGUCAUCUACAGUAUCUCAAACAGAAAAUGAGUUAGGAUGUAUAUAGCAAUCAGAAAAAUUACAAUAUUCUAUUCAAUCUGAUUUUCAUUUUACACAUGGCUUGCUAUUUCAGACGAACGAUUGCAUCAAAGCUAUCCAAGGUCCUGGGGUCAUCAGAGGAGUCCUUCAUUGCAGCAGUGUCGGCUGUCCCUGUCUCAAAAAAACAGCAGUCCCCUGAUUUCCGUGUGUCUGUGAGUUCCCUGGUGCAGAAUGGCCUGCUCCAGUCUGCGGGGGAUAUCCAGACUCGGACAGAACUGCUUGGUCAACAGAUAAAGAGAGACAGUGUGGUUGAAGAUGUUGGAGUUGGCACUGGAGUAAUCCAUUUUAAAAUAAACCGAGCACUCUUGGCAGAGAAAGUUUUACAGGAGAUAUCCAUCAAAGGUUCAGAUUUUGGCGUGAAAAGUGAACUUUUUAAUCAGCAGCAAAAAGGGAAAAAAACCGUGGUAGAAUUCAGUUCACCGAAUAUUGCAAAAAAGUUCCAUGCUGGACAUCUGCGCUCUACCAUCAUCGGUAACUUCAUAGCUAACCUUAAGGAAGUCCUGGGCAACUGCGUCAUUAGGAUUAAUUAUCUGGGUGAUUGGGGAAUGCAGUUUGGUCUGCUGGGAGUUGGCUUUCAGCAGUUUGGUUCAGAGGAAGAGUUAAAAGUAAACCCUCUACAACAUCUGUUUGAUGUGUACGUGCGAGUAAACAAGGAAGCUGAGAGAGAUGAGAACAUGCAGGAAGCUGCGCGGGAGUUCUUCAGGAGGCUUGAAACGGGAGAGAGUGGUGCUCUGUCCCUGUGGCAGCGCUUCAGAGAGAUCAGUAUUGUAGAGUACAGACGAGUCUACGAGGUUAGAACUCUAUUUAAAAAGAUGUUAAGAGAGAGUGGAAUAAAAUAUGUUCUUGUAUUUACAGUGUAUGUUCCCAUAAUCUGCGGUGAUUGUAUUCUGCUUGCUUUAAGGACAGGAACCGGUGUAGUUGACCUUUCCCCAGCCAAGGAUAUGUCGUCGUUCACUACCGUCGUACGCAGUGAUGGGACUUCUCUGUACAUUACCAGAGAUCUUGCAGCUGCUGUAGAUCGGAAGAAUAAAUAUGAUUUUGAUGAGAUGAUUUAUGUGGUAGGUCUUUUUACACUCAUUUAUUUUUCCCCCAUUAAUUUGAGAGUUGUUCUCCCACAUUUCCAGGACUUUAAAGGCCCACUUCUGUCUGACUACAGGUUUGACUGGGACAGAGUUCUCCAGAGCCAGGGUGACACAGGAGUGUUCCUCCAAUACACACAUGCCAGGCUCCGGAGUUUGCUGAGAAUGUGCGAUGGUGGAGAAGACAGGAACUUCGAUCCUUCUCAUCUUCAGGACCAUGAGGCCACUGCUAUUCUUCAGCACCUUCUACGGUAUGAUGAAGUUCUCCUUCAGUCUUCACAGGAUCUCCAGCCCAAACACCUCGUCAACUUUCUGCUGACACUUUGUCGUCUGGUGGCUGUGGCUCACAAGACUCUGCCGGUGAAGGGCAGUCCCCCUGCUGUGGCCCAGGCAAGGCUGCAGCUGUUUCGGAGCACGUGCAUCGUGCUGGCCAGUGGCUUGAGGAUUCUCGGCAUAACGCCCGUCGAGAAGAUGUGAAUUCCAAAACAUUUCCAACUUGGAUUCCUUUCAAGACCUGUUCAUACCUGAAAUGUAGCGAUGUAAGAUACUGAACCAAUAAAAAGUAAGUUUUCAA